AUGCUGUCGGACGCGUUCCACCGGCCCGCGCUCCUCGCGCUGGUGGAUUUGCUGGAGGCGCGGCUCGGCGUCGACGCCGACGCGCCGAUCGCGCCGCCGCGGCCGCGGCCGCCCGUCGUCGACGCGCGGCCGCGGACGGGCGCGGACGUCCCGGCGUUCGAGCGCCCGUCCGUCGCGGCCUUCGAGCGCGCCUGCUACGCGCCGCGGCGGCCGGCGUUGCUCACGAACUGCAUGGCCCACUGGCCCGCGCUGACGACGCGGCCCUGGGCGUCCUUCGACUACCUGAGGCGCGUCGCGGGGCACCGGACGGUGCCCGUCGAGCGCGGCGCGCACUACCUCGCGGACGACUUCGCCGAGUCGCUCUGCACGCUCGGCGACUUCCUGGGCGAGGUCGAGCUCGGCGAAGACGGCGCCUACCUCGCGCAGCACGCGCUCUUCGACCAGGUGCCGCGGCUGGCGAGAGACGUCGCGACGCCGGACUACUGCUGCCUCGGCGGCGGGCCGCCGACGAUGAACGCGUGGCUCGGGGGCCGGACCAAAUCGCCGCUCCACCACGACCGCUACCACAAUUUGCUCGCCCAGGUCGUCGGCUCGAAGUACGUCCGGCUCUACGAUCCGGAGCACUCCGCGGCGCUCUACCCGCGCGACGCGGCCGACGUCCACGCGGUCUCGAGCCGGAUCGAAGACAUCGACGACGCCGCGGACUUCCCGGCCUUCGCCGGCGCGCCCUACGUCGACGUCGUCCUCGAGCCCGGCGACCUGCUCUACAUCCCGCCCCACUUCUGGCACUACGUCGAGAGCCGGGAGCCGUCCUUCUCCGUGUCCUUCUGGUGGGCGCCGGACCGCGGGGGCGAGGCUCCUUAG
Molecule: messenger RNA, 864 nt
Organism: Aureococcus anophagefferens
Lineage: Eukaryota; Pelagophyceae; Pelagomonadales; Pelagomonadaceae
Exons: 1
Coding region: 1-864 (287 amino acids)
Molecular function (GO): 2-oxoglutarate-dependent dioxygenase activity
Source: RefSeq, a predicted model, not a curated record